Molecule: messenger RNA, 2582 nt
Organism: Prorocentrum cordatum
Lineage: Eukaryota; Dinophyceae; Prorocentrales; Prorocentraceae
Source: the annotation of a GenBank genome assembly
AUGUCAGAUAAUUGGUCGCGCCAACAUCGCGAGAAUAAUUUCGCUGCAUCUGCCAAGGACGCCGUCGCCGCCGCUGUCGCUCCUAUCGACCAGGCCAUCAAACAGCUUAGCAACGCCAUCUUGAACGCCUUUGCUAACGCGGCAGCCGCCGCAUCUGCCAGCAUUCGGCCAGAACUCGACGACAUCGAGACGCACCUUCUGGACAGCCUGAAAGAGCAGGACACUUCUGGGCUCGCAGGCUUCGAAAGGUUCGGCGGGUUCUGCGAGUCGGAUGCUGGCCUUAUGGCACGUGGAACGCACGCGUGGUCUUCAGAUGGCGUGGUACAGUGGCUCUGGAGACAGCCGACUACGGCCGGGCCUUCUCUGGAAGUCCUGGAGGUGUACCAGACCAGAGGUCAGAUCAAGACCUCGUUCCAGCGCGUCGCGCUCUAUUCCACAGCGCUGCGCAGCGGGCGGGCGUCGCAACUGUUCUUCCUCUCUCGAAGGAUCAACGCCGUGGAAAGGGGCGCGCAGAUGCGGGUCUCUUUUGGCAAGACGAUGGUCUCGAGGGCAGCGCAAAACGGCAGCGCGUCUCAUCGCAGUCGCGAGGGCCAGAUGCAGGCGCUCAUCCUGACGACCCCCCCGAUGGCUCGGUCAUCCGCGCCCCGGAGAGGGGUCCGCCUGCCGGGGCUGCGCAAGUCCGACGUCGAGCUCAUCUCCGCCAUGUUCGGGCGACCUGCAGGAUUGUUGGAUUCCGUCAUGAUACUCCGCUGGCGCUUCCUGUGCCGAGCCUUUCAUGGCCUGUCCCAGAAGUCCCGGCUGCUGACCUGUGAGAUCCUCGGGUGCAGUUCUCUGCGCAGCACGAGGGCCAUCGCCGCGCUGGGCUACAUCGCGCUGCUGGCCCCGCCCCCUAGCGAGCUCCUGAAGGAUGAGAUGUACCAGCUGGUGCGGAUCUGCAGACAUGCUGGCGGCGCCUUUCGGCGUCUCGAUCGCGCCUCCCUCUGCGACUGGGGUGGUCCCAGGUUGCUUUCGGCCUGGGCGCUUGCGCAAGCUGCGCUGAUCAGAUCCGCGCUCGUCACUCGCGGCAAGCAGCGCGCCUACCUCAUCGGCAACCGCGCUGAAGCGGAUAAGUUCAUCCUCGACCGCCUUCUCAGAAAGCGCCAAGCCUGCUCCGAGUUCUCGUUCUGGGAAGAAAAGGGCUUCACGGCGAGCAACCGCAAGCACGUUCAUUGGGCGCUGGCAUCGGCGAGCUCUGGGAGGUUAUUGCGGGUCCUGGCCGUGGCCCGUUUUGGUGGCGGGGUCUUCGUGGACGCCGACCCGCUGGUCAGGAAGGGCACCCUUCAACCGAACGUGGACUCGCUGGACCCCUCGCGACACGCCCACUUCCUCUACAACAUCACUCGCCACAAGAACUGGUCGCCAAUGGAGGCGGUCUUAGAAGCGGCGAAGGCAGCUAUCAAUAUCGAUGCCGUGGCUACUCCAUCCCGCGUGGACGGGGGCGGCCGCCUUUGCCCCGCUGCCGCCAACGCCGGGGGUACCAGGCGCGAGGAGGCGGGAGCUUGCGCGCCGUUUGAGGACGAGAUCAUGGGCGACAAGAUGAGAGUCCGGAUGCGGUACUUGGCGAUGACGCCCUCGCUUUUGUCUCGACUAGCGCUGUGGCAGAUGCUGCUGCAUCUCCCGGCAGUCUUUCUGCAGGUGUUGCCGGUGCUCAUCCUGAAAUAUUUCAGCUGCGGGCUCUUGCAAGACUUGCCGCAGAUUCGCCACUUCAGCGGGUCGGCGCCCGCGGACAUCGACGCGGACGCGAUGGGCGACGCGCGAGACCCGCGCGCGCUGAUCGCCGACGCGGCGCCCUCGGACAGCGGCAGUGUUCUCGCGGCCAGCGUUGGGCGCCACCAGCGGGCAGUCGGACUUGCGCGUGCAACAUGUCGGCGGGCUGGUUCAUCGCAGGUGGAGUGCUUUCUCUGGGUGCAGCUCGCGCGUUCGCUUCGUGGUCUCAAGCGACGAGUCGGAGUUCAGGGUGGCGCCGACGUGCCUUGCUUGCCGCUGGAAGCGGCGGCGAACGUUGCUGAGCACUCUUGCGGCGAUUGCAACGUCUUGCAGGCUAGUUUUUUCAAGUGUUCGGAGCAGUGGAUCCCGAACGCACUCAACCAGGGCGAAUCUCUCGGCGACGCGCAACUGUGGAUGGCCUGGUCGCCACGUCUCCUCGACUCCCCGGGCAAGGCAGCGCAGGAGCCGCCCAGAAACAUCCAGCACAUGACGUAUUGUGAGGUCCGGGUGAAGCCGAACUUCCCGGAGCAUUCCCUGUCUUCCCCGACGGCGGCCGCGAUGGCAAAAUUGAGGGCUUCGCCACCCUGCAGGGCUACAUCGAGCAUGGAAGCUUGGCACCUGGCAGUGACGAGCGGAUGCACCGCGAACGAGCUCUUGCACAAGUACGCGGCAAGGACCCCCGCUUUGGCUACAAUGGUGCGGGCGUUUCUCGUGUUCCAGAUCUUCAACAAGCUCCUCGUCAAGGUGCACUCCACGCUGAACAUCAGCACUAACGGCCUUGCCGGGCAUGUCGGCCUCGAGGCCACCAAUGACGUGCACAAGUGCUACCCCGACCA